AUGGCUUCCUCCAGCAGUCUCCAGUCUGAAGAGCAGUUCCUGUGCUCUAUCUGUCUGGAUCUGUUCACUGAGCCAGUCACCACUUCAUGUGGACACAACUUCUGCAUGGCCUGUGUCACAAAGUAUUGGGAUAGCCAGGACCUGUGUCAAUGUCCACUGUGUCAGGAGAAAUUCUCCAAACGACCUAAGCUUCGUGUCAACACAACCUUCAAAGAGGUUGUAAAUAAUUUUAAAAGGAUGAGAGACAGAGGGAAAGAUAAGUCCCCUCCUAAACCUAAAAUAGUGCCCUGUGACGUCUGCACUGGGACGAAGCACAAGGCCCUAAAGUCCUGCCUGGUAUGUCAGACCUCUUACUGUGAGACUCACCUGGAGCCUCAUCAGAUAGCCUCACCCUUAAAGAGACACAAACUGAUCAACCCUGUGGUGAACCUAGAAGACAGGAUGUGUAAGAAGCAUGGCAGACUCCUGGAUCUGUUCUGUAGGACUCACCAGACUUGUGUGUGUCAGUUCUGCACUGAGGCAGACCACAAGACUCAUGACACUAUCCCUAUAGAGGAAGAGUGUGGAGAGAGGAAGGUUCAGCUGGGGAAAACUGAGGCAGAAGUGCAACUGCAGAAUGUUAAAGAGAUCAAACUCUUAGUAGAUCUCAGCAAGAGAGACAGCAGAGAAGCUGUGUCUCAGCUGGAGGAGGCACUGAAUAAAGAGAUGGAGAAGCUGCCUGAAGUCAAACUGAAGAAGAUUCAGCAGUAUGCAGUGGAUCUGACUCUGGAUCCUGAUACAGCACAUCCCUGGCUCAUCCUGUCUGAAGAUGGGAAACAAUCAUCCUCUCACUGA
Messenger RNA from Coregonus clupeaformis (lake whitefish), 834 nucleotides. RefSeq names its product E3 ubiquitin/ISG15 ligase TRIM25-like. The coding region runs from base 1 to 834 and encodes 277 amino acids. The transcript is spliced from 3 exons. NCBI's taxonomy places the organism in Eukaryota, Metazoa, Chordata, Actinopteri, Salmoniformes, Salmonidae. The record is from RefSeq and is a predicted model, not a curated record. Gene Ontology annotation, molecular function: zinc ion binding.